This is a messenger RNA of Bombus pyrosoma, 2101 nucleotides long. RefSeq lists its product as uncharacterized. The transcript has a single exon. The record is from RefSeq and is a predicted model, not a curated record. Bases 1 to 240 code for a protein of 79 amino acids. NCBI's taxonomy places the organism in Eukaryota, Metazoa, Arthropoda, Insecta, Hymenoptera, Apidae.
AUGAAAGAUAUUAUUAUUAUUAUUAUUAUUAUUAUUAUUAUUAUUAUUAUUAUUAUUAUUAUUACUACUACUACUACUACUACUACUACUACUACUACUACUACUACUAUUACUACUACUACUACUACUGCUACUACUACUGCUACUGCUACUACUACUGCUACUACUUCUACUACUACUACUACUACUACUACUACUACUACUACUACUACUACUGCUGCUACUACUAUUAGAAUAUAAAAAAGAACAUUGUACAUGCACUAUGGUAGUUUAAAACGAAAAAUGUCACAUGGCCUCUAAUUGUUGCUUUUUGUAUGUGAAACGUGCUUUAGCUGAAAAUGAAAGUUCUUUUUAUUCAUAUUAAUAUUUACUUUAUUUUUUGUAAUUUUAUUAUAAUCCAAUCAAUAUAGAAUAUAAUUUAAUAUAUGAAAUAGCUAUUGAAUAUAUAGAGACAUAUAUUGAUUAUUAAUUAAAAUUAGUGUUAAAAAAAUGCGAUCACAUGAGAGCAGCUAUUAUUACAUUUUAGUGUAUGAAAUGUUAUUAUGAGACUCAUAGAGUUCGUUAUUUUCUCCGAUAAUAAAUUUAAUAUUUUUUAUUUACCGUAUUAAGUUAUUCAAUGCAAUGUACAGGUUGUCUGCAAAAGUGUCGUGAGCAAAUAUAUCAGGUACAAAAAUAAAAAAGGUACAAAACAUAGAAUACUUACAAUACAUGUGCGCGUAAAGUUCGUAAAAGUCUAUAUAUGCAAAAUCGUACACACUUCUCAGCCUACGACAAGAAAUCGUAUUGAAUUAUGAUUGUCCUUCCGAGUUAACUUUUAAAAUUUUGAUGAUUACCAUCUUUAGCAAAAAAAUUUUAUUUUACUUAAUGAACAAAUUCAUUGAUCUUCAGUUUAUAUUUGUCAGGGUCUUUUUUGCCGAUUAUCCUGUACAAAUGACUUGGACGUCACGUAAUUUUUACGAACUUUAUAUAUAUAAAUAUGUACGUAAAUAUAUAGGCGCCUACAAAAAAGAAUGUAUUGUAAAUGAAAGAAAAUAAUAAUUUAUUAUGAAGAUACUAUGAAGUAUAUAAAAGACUAUGCGGAGACGUGUAAUAUAUUUAAACGUGAUUAAUCAUAAACUUAUAUUAAAUUACAUAUUUGUCAGGAUAAGCAUCCGACGUCCAAGUCAAAAUAUAGUCGUAUAUAAUUACGUUUCAACGUAUUUUUCUAAUCGUAGCAUCUUCUGUAUAGUUUCAAAGUGUAUCCAAAUGAUAUCUAUCAGGAUUUGAAUUUCUAGUUGGCUGAAACACAUGGUAACUUAUGUGAACUUCCAAUAUUUUCGUACGUGUUACUGGUCUUUUGAUACUUUUAAUAUAUUUUGAUAUUUUUCUUUUUCUUUAUUUCACUUGUUAUAUACAUAGAAAGUUUUUUGUAUUCACAGUAGGUACGAUGAGCGUCUAGCACGACGCAUUCGUGUGUUGGAUCUGAUUUUUUUUAUGAUUAUAUUAACAGUUUUAUUUAUACCAUCGAAGGAAUGACACCGUGUUAGCGUAGUGAGCACAGAUUUAUAUUUAAAAAAAAAGUAUGAUAUAUGCGAGACUUUCUACAAAACCGUGUUCAUUUUACAACGACAUGACAGCACAUGUUAUACCUAUAAAACUGUGACAAAAGUAACAAAACAAAGAGAAUACGCUCGUUCAUACAUGUGCGCGUCUAUCGUGCUAACUUUUGAUUGUACAUUACCUUAGUACUAUUAAGAUACUAAUGCGUUUUCCGAUGAAAAGAUGCAUAAAAGUGCUCACAGAAGGGAUACAUCAUUAUGCAUUUUUUCAGCGAUGUCAUCGUUUCAAUAUUUUUUCUACGGAGUAGAGUUUUCAGAGUUUAGCAAUCUGGUUAAAGAUUCUUUCAUCUCCCCGUAGUGCAACAGAGAUUGAGAGUAUGUAUCACAUUGCGUUAAAAAUGUUAUGUAAAAUUUCAAAGUGACUUCGCUUUGUGUUCGACUGUUUACCAGCGACUAUGAUAACGCGCAUUCCAAUGCCUGUGUAACAUCUCCCAUGUCAAUAAAGAAAAGAAUAAAUUAUGAAUAAUAAAUAAAUAAAUCAAAAUCUUGAACCAACCAAAAAA